This is a messenger RNA of Coccidioides immitis RS, 363 nucleotides long. RefSeq lists its product as uncharacterized. The coding region runs from base 1 to 363 and encodes 120 amino acids. The transcript is spliced from 4 exons. The record is from RefSeq and is a predicted model, not a curated record. Lineage: Eukaryota; Fungi; Ascomycota; Eurotiomycetes; Onygenales; Onygenaceae.
AUGGUCUUGGUAACUGCCUGUCGGGGGAUUGUUCAGUUAAUGCUGCUGUUGCUUCAGUCAGUCAGUCAGUCUAAGUUCGCGCGGCAGGAAAGGGCGUUCUGUGGUGACGGACAUACAUACGACUUGUUGUGGGUCAUGCGGGAGUUGUUGCCAACUUUUGAAACACUCCCUGCAGCCGUCGAUUGCCGAGUCAGGCUAAUCUUCGCCGGUCAUCCAUGGCUGAAACCCCAACACGAACAGCUGGACUUCAAGUCAUCCGGGAACUCCGCAACUAAAUGGUCACCGCGUAAGGAGGAGGACGAGAAGCCUCCUCCUCCUUCAGAAGAGCAGCCCGGUAGAAUUCGUGCUCCGUAUACUCCGUAG